UCCUGGAUAGGUACGCGCUCACGGCUCACUCAAAUAGACCCCGCCACAGAUCACAGAUUAACUGAUUUACCAUGGCAACUAGAGCCGCGUACUUUUCCCCGUCGGAAGCACAAAUCCUCAUGGAGGCAUACGAGGAGGUAAAAGAUAUAAUUAAGAAGAAAGGCAACACCGCCACAGUGAUAAAGCAAAGAGAAAAAGCGUGGAAAAGUAUUGCAGACCGCCUGAAUGCAUUAAACAUGAACGGGCCAAAACGGACAUGGCAGCAGGUCAAAAUCAAAUACAAGAACAUUCUGCAGAAUGCAGUGAAAAAGAAUACCCACAGACAAGGCACGAUUGGUGGGUCACCAAAGGCUGACCUUACCCCAGCAGAGGACAUGGCCUUGGAGCUAAAUAAAGGCAGGCCCGUCUUAGAGGGGAUCCCUGGGGGUAAAGAGACGAGCAUAGGUUCCUCCCUAGAUGCCACCCGCUUCAUUCAAGUGUCUGGCAGCACUGUGUUCCUGUUAGAGCCACCAGCACAAGCACCAGACGAUGCUGAUCCAGGUGAAAGCCCCAGUGCAGCAGCAACAGCACAUGAUGGAGACGAUGAUGAGGAGGAGACCAUCUCUGUGGAUUCCAGAAGGCAUGAGGACCCAGAUGCUAUACAGUGGGAAAACCAGCCUGGCAACAUAAGCUCACAAGCUAUCAGAAAGUUGUAUGGCAACCACCUCCGGUGCCAAAUAGAACUGGCAGACAUAGACAUUCAGUACAAGAAGAAAAAGAGAGAAAAUCUUGCACUGGAGUCCGAAAUAAAAAAGAGGACAAUUAGGAAACUGGACCUUGAAAUAAAAAAAAAACUUGAGAGGGAGCUCCAAGAAGAUGACACAGCUCAAAAUAAAAAUUAG
Molecule: messenger RNA, 881 nt
Organism: Cyprinus carpio (common carp)
Lineage: Eukaryota; Metazoa; Chordata; Actinopteri; Cypriniformes; Cyprinidae
Exons: 8
Coding region: 72-881 (269 amino acids)
Cellular component (GO): nucleus
Source: RefSeq, a predicted model, not a curated record